AUGCCCCCUCUUGAUGAACUCGAAUUUGCUCCUGCACUUCCAUUAUGGCCAGGACCGUGGCAGUGCGACUAUCCCACCCACAUUCGAUGCUGGACAGAUUGGUUUGACAGAGAUGACCCCUCUGGCAGUGGAGACUGGGAAACCCUCUCCAGUCUUCGCAGACAAAACCCUGGAAAGAUCUGCCGCAACCCAACCGGUAUUGAAGCCCAAACUCUUUCUGGACUCAGUUUGCUCGCAGCAGGGGAUGUGACGUAUAGAAAUGAUCCAAAAACAGGAUUCAUCUGUUUAAACAAGAACCAACCUGGGAGGAAGAUGUGCAAUGACUUUCGUGUUCGCUUUGUCUGCCAUCCCCCUUUCUGUGGUGGAGAAGUAUGUUGGACCAAGUGGUACGAUCGAGACAAUCCCAGUGGAACAGGGGACUGGGAGCAGCUUUCUAAACAGAGACAGAAGGCAGCAAGCAAAGACGAAAUCUGCGAGUUCCCUCUGUACAUUGAGGCUGUUACCAUUGACACAAAUACUCCAGCCAUGAACACAGGGCAGAAAUUCUUUGCCUACAAUCCAACUGAUGGAUUUAUUUGCCGCAACAAGGACCAGAGGUAUGGCAAGUGUCGUGACUACAAAGUUCGGUAUGGAUGCCCAUGCAACCACUGAGGCCUGACUCUCCAACACUGAAAAUGAUCAGGAGGGGAGAAAUCCAUGAUCAUGACUUUUAAAAACUUUCUCUGCUGUUUCUUUCCUUUCAUGAUUAAUUUUUACUGUGGUUAAUGAAAGAAAUAUUUGUAGUAGGCCUUUUUCACAGAUAUUGUCACUUGUUAUAGUUAGAAAAGCAAAGGUACUAUAUUAAAAAUGGUUUUGUUCACUUCGAAUGUCCUUGUAAGACAUAACAAUGUGACAGUUUGACCACUAUGCACAAUACCAGAACUCUAAAGUUGCUUAAUUCAACCAUUUUUAAUUUUAUUACUUACACCUUUGCCUUUCUUACAGAAUGUGCUCAGUGAAAGUUUGGCACAUUAUGUGAUUUUGUCUGUCUUUGUUUUCUUUUUAGUAAUUUUGAAAUCAGUCUUGUUUGGCUAAUGUUGGAAACAAAUUAAGAAUCAACAGCAAUAAAGCUACUAAUG
Amphiprion ocellaris (clown anemonefish) is the source of this 1118-nucleotide messenger RNA. RefSeq lists its product as uncharacterized. The record is from RefSeq and is a predicted model, not a curated record. Bases 1 to 651 code for a protein of 216 amino acids. Lineage: Eukaryota; Metazoa; Chordata; Actinopteri; Pomacentridae. The transcript has 7 exons.